GAAUUGACACCGAGAAAAGAAUGGAUCCAGCCUCCAAUGUGCAGAGCAUGUCAAACGAGCUGCUCAUGGCCGCAGGGCAAGGUGAUGUGGAGCAGAUAAAGCGCCUUCUCCAGCAGCACGAGGAAGAAGUCGUCCUCCACGUCAAGAAUGAGGCGGAGGAUGCUGUCGACGGACAAGCAGGACGCGCUGCUGCUGCUGCUGCCAUGGCAGUAGAUGCAGAUGCGGCCACUGCUACGGGAGACUCCAUCCUGCAUGUGGUCGCGGGCGGAGGCGAUGCACGUUUCUUGGAGUGUGCGACGAUGAUCGUCGGCAAGGCGAAGCACCUCCUCGGCACCCGCAACCGCAACCGCAACGGCGACACCCCGCUACACUGCGCCGCCCGGCUGGGGCAUGCUAGGAUGGUCACCCAUCUCUUGGGUCUUGCUCGACCCGGUGAUGGUGAUGAGACUGGGCUGAAGGAGAUCCUGAGGGCGCAGAACGGCAAGGGAGAGACGGUGCUGCACGAAGCGAUCCGCUUGGAAGACAAGGACAUGGUGGGCGUGCUACUGUCGGCGGACUCGCAGCUAGCGCGUGUUCCGCUGGCCGACGGCGCCUCGCCCUUAUACUUGGCCCUCUUGCUGGGUCUCGGGGACAUUGCAAGGCAGCUCUUUGAGGGAGACCAAGAGCUGUCUUACUCUGGACCAGACGGCCAAAAUGCCUUCCACGCAGCUAUUCUGGGGAGGCAGGCCAAAGAGGCAACUCAUCAGGUAAUGAAAAUGCUAUUGGAAAGGAACAAUCACCUUGUGACACAAGCGGACCGAUCCACAGGAAGCACGCCCCUUCACUUGGCCGCCACAUGGCGGGGACCGAUGGGAUUGCUACUCAAGGCUGGCCCAGCUGCAGCGUAUAUGCCAGACAAUAAUGGGUCAUUUCCCAUACAUUUAGCUGCGUUCGAGGGUGAUAAGAAUUCAGUUUCCGCCUUGCUAGAAGAGAGCGGCCCUUACUGCGCCAAGCUACGCGACGGCGAAGGCAGGACAUUCCUCCAUGUCGCGGCCGAGGAGGAGAGGAGCAUCCGCGUCAUCAAGUUGGCUUGCGGAUGGCAGGGCAAGUCGUUUGCGUCGUCGGUCAUGAACAUGCAAGACAAAGACGGGAACACUGCGCUGCACCUUGCUGUUCUGGCAGGGAAUAUAGGGGCAGUCUGUAAUCUGGUGUCAAUACCACAGGUCAAGCUAGAUGUAAGGAACAACAAGAGAAAAACACCACUAGAGAUUGCGUUCAUGACUGCAACCCUCAGGGCACACAGCGCAGGGUCGGCCUUCUACGGGGACCCACGGCAAAGGAUACGUAUCUUGUUGAAAGGUGCCCACAUGUCGACUGGUGUUUCCGCACGGAUAGCAUUCUCGGGGAUAGAACGGAGAGAAAUCAUCAAGUCUGCUUUAGAAGAAAUAAACAGAUCACAGAACAUCGCCACUGAAACGCAGAUCAUCGGUCUUGUCUCAGUGCUGAUCACGACGGUGACGUUCGCCGCAGCCUUUGCCGUGCCUGGUGGCUACCGAGCAGAUGACAACCACAAGGGCGGCACCCCGACGCUUUCGGGGCACUACUCCUUCGACUCGUUUGUCAUUGCCAACACAUUGGCAUUCAUCUGCUCCGUGCUGUCCAUCCUCUUUCUCAUGUAUGCAGGGGUGGGCCCCAACGUGAAAGACCGCAUGUGGCCCUUACUCAUGUCCGUAAACUUUCUGGCUAGUUCAGCUAGGAGCCUCGCCGCCGCCUUCGCUUUCGGGGUGUAUUCCAUCCUGGCUCCGGUCGAGCAAACCAAGGCCAUGUAUUCUAGCAUGACCAUGGUGCUUCCACUCGUGCUGGUCGAACUCUUUUUGUUCAUCGUUGCGGUGCAAAUGUUUUACAGCGACGGUAAAGCGGUGAUGGCGAGGAUGUUUGCAAGUCAGGCAAGUUGGUGGAGGCUGGCACAUGCAGGCCUAACACUCCUAAUGGGCCUAGUCGGGUUGUUUGUGAUAGGGCUGUACUGGCCAUACAUUCUCAUCGCGGCCAUGUCUCACUAAUCUAUAUAUUUCUGUAGAAUCUCAUUGAUCAUCCCAAGUUGGCAAACCACAUGUAUCUUUUAAUAUAGUGUGAAUACUACCUUAUGCCCCUAGCGUCAAAGGCAAUCAGUUAUGUUACUGCUGCCUUUUUCAGUAGUAUCUCAUUAAUCAUC
Triticum aestivum (bread wheat) is the source of this 2191-nucleotide messenger RNA. Its product is annotated as protein ACCELERATED CELL DEATH 6-like. Gene Ontology annotation, molecular function: protein binding. The coding region runs from base 21 to 2039 and encodes 672 amino acids. The transcript is spliced from 3 exons. The record is from RefSeq and is a predicted model, not a curated record. NCBI's taxonomy places the organism in Eukaryota, Viridiplantae, Streptophyta, Magnoliopsida, Poales, Poaceae. Gene Ontology annotation, cellular component: plasma membrane.